Molecule: messenger RNA, 2378 nt
Organism: Ixodes scapularis (black-legged tick)
Lineage: Eukaryota; Metazoa; Arthropoda; Arachnida; Ixodida; Ixodidae
Product: hypoxanthine-guanine phosphoribosyltransferase
Exons: 8
Coding region: 152-910 (252 amino acids)
Biological process (GO): guanine salvage; hypoxanthine metabolic process; purine ribonucleoside salvage
Molecular function (GO): hypoxanthine phosphoribosyltransferase activity; magnesium ion binding
Source: RefSeq, a predicted model, not a curated record
UAUGCCCCACUAUCUAUAGAUUUUCCUGCUAGCUCUGAAAUUAAACCACGAGGUUCCGGAAUCCGGCGUCAGCUGUUCCAUUGCAUCAGAGGAAAAUACAUGUAAUUUGGCAGGGGAAUUUGAACGUGAAACCAGUGAAACUAUUCCAAUCAUGAGUGGGGACAACUAUGUCAGCAUACCGGACAACUUUCAGGGUUACAAGCUGGAACACUUCUGUAUCCCGCAGCACUACAAGGGGGAUCUGGAGUCUGUCUUCCUCCCUUGUGGCCUGGUGCACGACAGGAUUGAACGGAUGGCUCAAGACAUUGUGCAGCACUACAACGAGAAGCCGUUCCGGGCGCUGUGUGUGCUCAAGGGUGGCUAUCGCUUCUUUGCUGACAUGCUCGACAGGAUCCGACAGUACUACCAUUUCGGAAUCUCGUCAGCACCGUUCUCCACGGACUUCAUUCGAGUAAAAAGCUAUGUGGAUGACAAGUCAACUGGCAAUGUGACCGUGGUUGGACUGGACAAUAUGGAGUGUCUAAAGGGAAAGAACCUCCUGAUUGUAGAAGACAUCAUUGACACUGGAAGAACCAUGGCUGCUUUGCUAGAGCACCUCAAGACAUUUGAGCCUAAUGAAAUCAAAGUGGCUAGGUGGACUUUAAUGGAUAUCAGUGGUCAUAACAGAUUGUACGAGAUUAAAGCCAAAUUCUUCAUAUUUCCCUUGCUUUUUUUUUUCAACAGUUUGUUUGUUAAGAGAAGUCCUGGAUCCAGUGGCUACAGACCUGACUAUUGUGGCUUUGAGAUCCCUGACAAGUUUGUUGUUGGGUAUGCCCUGGACUACAACGACCAUUUCCGUGACCUUAGUCAUGUGUGCACCAUCAGCAACCAAGGAAAGCAAAAAUAUGCAGACUCCAACGGGACGCUUUGAGCAGUGCCCGACUGUCUUGAGGAUGUCUGGUCUACAGCCAAAACGUUACAAAGGACUAAUUGUUAUUUUUUAUUUUGCUUUAUUCUGAGGGCUGGACAAAAAGCCCUAGGCUUUUUUAGUAGUGCACUGAAAAAGAUGUCUACAUAUCCGGAUGAAAGAAAACAUCAAUGCACUCUCGAAAUUUUCCUUCUAGUCCAAAAAUGUCAGUAUCAAGAUUACCUCAGCUAGAUUCAAAUUUGUUGAAAGCCCGUGGCAAAUGAGCCAUGGGAUCAGUUUUGUACAAAGGAAAAGGUUAAAUAAGGAGUGAACACGGCUUAGCCUCCGAGGUACUCGGAAACAUGCACUGCUCAGGAGCGCCGGCAAGUCUAGCCAACCCUUUAAAACAUUGUCCAGGAGCAUAAAAUCCUGAAUCAUCCCUCUAUUACACGAAAAUUUGAAGCCAGUCAGAUUACAAAUUCUGUUAUAGUCAUAAAAUACACUGGGUUGUAAAUAAUGAUCAUAAAACACACAUAAUUUAUCUUUGGAUAUGCUCAAUACUAGACAAUUUGGUCACUCCAAUGGAGUUUCACACAACAUUCAAUCUUAAGGUGGCAUUGUACAAGGGAAUGAAAUAACAUGAGAAAACAAAUGCAGUUCCUAAAGGUGUCAGAUACAUGCUUUAUGACACCUAAAGUGCAUAGAGACGAAUUGACAACAUGCAUAACGAUUGAAAGAAAUCUCAGUAUCUAUAUAAACACCCAAGUCCCGAGUCAGACACACAUGACUAAUAACUGUAAUAUCUAAAGUGUAGCACAAUUUCAUGAUGUCAUGUUUUCUACCUAGAGAAAUAACUUGUAUUUGAUUCGUUCAUAACAAGACCUUUAGACAAGCACCACUUGGAGACAGAACACACAUCGCAUUGAAGAGAUAUAGGCAAUUACUUCAUGUUGCUUGAGUACAUAGCAGAUGUCAGCAUAUUUUUACCAACUGUUACUAAUAACUUGUGUGGACUGGUUGAUUGUUAGAUGUCCACUUCUUACAUCUUGCAUUUAGCACAUAGUCAUGAAAUAAGGAAGUGGAAGUUGAUUAAAAUCUGUGUGUUUGUUUUCAGGCGAGACAUAAGACUGACCUGACCCAGUGAAAAUAUUUGUUAUGCCAGACAAAUGAUUGUCAGGUGUUCUAGUUUGUUUCGCUGAGUAUUCAUUCCAUAAUGCUCAGGGGGGAGUAUGUAGCUGUAAACACCUGCAGUCUGAAAAUGCAUGCAUAUACCAGUUUUCGUCAGAAACUGGGCAUUUUACUUAUAGUGAGAGCUUAAAACAACAUUGUUAUGAACAGUUUUGAAUUCGAGAUUAUAGCCUUUGUUUAUACAUAUAAGUCUGGUUUUGUACUUUGUAUUUUUGCCGGUUUUGUACUCUCCUAGUUUCGUCGCCAAAGGAUAUUUGUUUGGUGUGCAUAGUAAUAUUUUGAAAAGUAAAACUACCUAAUUGGA